AUUUCGUUUUCGCUUACGUCGGUCCUGGUCCUCAUCUACCUCUCUCUCUCUCUAUCUCUACAUCAAUCAUCAAAGGAAAGCAAGUCCUCGACAUCGCUUCACAUAUCUAUCUAGACCUCAUAAUUCUCGGAUCUCACCUCUUCUUGCUAUUCCCGCUCGAAUCCCUGCUGCCUCCACUCGCCCGCUUGAGCAUACUCUACCGGAGCGAUUGUCCACCCUGAUUUUUUAGAAAACACGCAGUCGCCGGUUUCAUUCGACAAAUAAUGGGCGGGUUCGACCAUUUGAGAGUCGGACAAGUUAACGAAGGUUACUGGGGCGCUCAUACGAGCUCCAUCGACUGGUGUGAAGAGAACUACACCUACAGCCCUUACAUUGCCGAAUUUGUCAACACCCUAUCCAACAUUCCGUUCAUCUGUCUUGGCCUGUAUGGAUACUACCGAAUCCUUCAACAAGGUCUCCCUCGCCGAUAUGGAUACUUGAUGCUCGGCUUGUCGAUAAUAGGCGGAGGAUCGGGGCUGUUUCAUAUGACGCUGCAAUGGUUUUGGCAGUUGAUGGACGAGUUGCCCAUGAUUUACCUCGUCACGUAUUGCGGUUUGCUAGUCUUUGACACUAGUCCGGAAUUCAACACGAGGUUGGGCGGGCUGGCCAUGCUGGCACUAGACCUGUUUGUCACCGUCAGCUAUAUCAGGGCACCUAAUCCCAUCUACCACCAAGUAGCAUUCGGUUCUCUGCAGCUUGUGUCCGUCUCGAGAAUCAUCUACCUUAUCAAAUACCGCCUCCCACCUAGCUCCGAACAUCCCGCAAAAAAGGUCAUUGGGGACAUGCUAUUCCGAGGUGUGGCUCUCUUCGGCAUCGCCUUUAUCAUCUGGAACCUGGACAAUCUUUUCUGUGAUACAUGGCGGAGCCUACGCGUUCAAAUCGCGCCGUUCGGAUUCAUGCUGGAAGGUCACGCAUUCUGGCAUCUCGGCACCGGCUUGGGCUCUUAUUGGAUCAUGACGGCAGCGACUUACCUGUGCUUGUGCGUCAAGACCGGCGUAAAGACGUACGAGAUCAAGGGUAGCUACCUCUUCCCCUAUGUGGCGCCAACGAGUCAGGCUUCUGUCGGCGGCAAGAGCGAACCCCUCAAAGAUGCCACGGAAAAGACGCCCAUCUUGCAAAACGCGAGCACGAAAGACAAACACUAGAUAUUAUCGCAUCUUCUUGGCCGCACAGCGAUCGUCCCAUGAUCGGGCAAAUUUUGCAUCAUCAUACAUGUACCAGUCAUUCAAGUAGCAUCAUAAUGAUACA
Molecule: messenger RNA, 1287 nt
Organism: Filobasidium floriforme
Lineage: Eukaryota; Fungi; Basidiomycota; Tremellomycetes; Filobasidiales; Filobasidiaceae
Product: ceramidase
Exons: 9
Coding region: 264-1184 (306 amino acids)
Biological process (GO): ceramide catabolic process; ceramide biosynthetic process
Cellular component (GO): endoplasmic reticulum membrane
Source: RefSeq, a predicted model, not a curated record